AUGGAGAGAGUGAAGGAGGGAGAAGCACCGAUGACAGUCAAAGACAGAGAAGUGCCAGCAAGAGGGAGGGAGGGAGAGCAGCCAAUGACGGUGAAGAUGGAAUGCCUGGCGACUGCAAUGAGCUCUAAGGGAGGGAGUGACCCAAAUGUGAAGGUGGAUUCGGGGGAGGGGAAAUGCAGGGAGGCAACACAUAAAUUCAAAAUUAGGGGGAGGACAGAAGAAAUUGAGGCAAAUGAUAUGGGAACAUUGCUUGGUGUGCCCCAUAUUGGGAAAGAGGAAUUAAAGGAAGUGCAUCAAAGGAUGAUGGAUGCACUUGAUGAAAGUCAUAAAAGGCUUAGUAACCAAUUUGUGGAAGAGCUUAUGAAGGUGCAGCUCCAUCUAGAAGGGAUGCAAAGUUUAAAUUUGAAGGACUUUGUUGACAACAUAGGUGAUGAGGAAGUGAUUCUUCCAUCUGAUAGUAAAGGUGAAAAAGGAGGUAGUGACAAAGGUGAUAAUGAUGGAGAUAUUACUGAAGGUAAAGAUCAUGAUCAGGAAGGAGGUAUUGAUGAAGGUGAUGAUGAUGGAGAGGAAGGAGAUAGUGAGAAAGGUGAUAAUAAUGGAGAGAAAGGUGAUGAUGAUAGUAAUAAUGAUGAUGGAGGGGAUAAAAUCAUUGAGAGAUUGCCCACCAAUAUUGUGUAUGAUGAAGAAAAUAAGGGAGUAGGGUCAUUAGAUAAAGAGACUGACAAGGGAGAAGACCAAAAGACAUCAAAAGGACAAUCAUACCAAGUCAAAAAAUAA
Neltuma alba is the source of this 777-nucleotide messenger RNA. Its product is annotated as spore wall protein 2-like. The transcript is spliced from 3 exons. Lineage: Eukaryota; Viridiplantae; Streptophyta; Magnoliopsida; Fabales; Fabaceae. Bases 1 to 777 code for a protein of 258 amino acids. The record is from RefSeq and is a predicted model, not a curated record.